Molecule: messenger RNA, 210 nt
Organism: Aspergillus viridinutans
Lineage: Eukaryota; Fungi; Ascomycota; Eurotiomycetes; Eurotiales; Aspergillaceae
Exons: 2
Coding region: 1-210 (69 amino acids)
Source: RefSeq, a predicted model, not a curated record
AUGUCGACAGGGAUUACCCUCCCAACGCCGAACGCCGAAACUACUGCUGGGCUACAACCAGAAGAUGGCCUGCAUCAUUCACAGAUCCCGAGGGAAGAUCUGUCAAAGUACCCGGACAAGGAAGUAGACGUCUGCGGUUAUGACGUCACGCCGCCGGAAUGGAAAGCCCGCCUCCUGCGAGCCAUGUCGCAAAGACAAAGUCCGGUGUGA